CACACACACACACAUACACACACACACAAACAGCUGGGCGUCAGCUGAGGCACAUUGAGCUUGUAUCAGUCGUAUUCUGCAUCGUCAGGCCCUUGUUUCUUCUGUUCUUUGCUCCUGAGUGUGUAUCCUGCAGCAGGUGUGAGGAUGCCUUCUGCUUCCACUUUGUUUAGAACCUCGGUCAACAAGAUCCAAUCCGAGCCCACGCAGGCCGAUGGCAAGACCUACGAGCAGCUGAGGCAGGAGUGCCUGCAAAGGAAUAAACUCUUUGAGGAUCCUGAUUUCCCUGCCACAGACUCGUCUCUCUUCUUCAGCGAGAGCGUCCCUGUCAACUUUGAAUGGAAGCGACCUGGGGAAAUCUGCAAAGACCCUAAGUUCAUUGUUGGAGGAGCCGACAGGACAGACAUAUGUCAAGGACAGCUUGGAGACUGCUGGUUGUUAGCAGCCAUUGCCUCAUUGACCAUGGAUAAGGAGAUCCUGUCGAGGGUCGUACCACCUGACCAGAGUUUUGAUCGUGGCUACGCUGGAAUCUUUCACUUCCAGUUCUGGCAGCAUAACCGAUGGCUGGACGUGGUUGUAGAUGACAGGCUGCCGUGUGUGAGGAACAAGCUGGUGAUGCUCCAUUCAGCUGACAGCAACGAGUUCUGGAGUGCACUGCUGGAGAAGGCCUAUGCCAAACUGAACGGCAGCUACGAGUCUCUGAAGGGAGGCACCACCCUGGAGGCCUUGGAGGACUUCACUGGUGGAGUUGGAGAAAUAUACGAAACCAAGCAAGCUCCCUCAGACCUUUUCGCCAUCCUGAAGAAGGCGCUGGACAGAGGCUCCAUGAUGGGCUGCUCCAUAGACAUCACCAGCUCGGCUGAAUCAGAAGCUCAGACCUCCACAGGCCUGGUCAAAGGUCACGCCUACUCCGUCACUGGCUUGGAAGAGGUGAACUACAGAGGGGGGAAAGUGCGACUGAUCCGGAUCAGAAACCCCUGGGGUCAGGUGGAAUGGAACGGUCCCUGGAGUGAUAAUUCCAGAGAAUGGAGCGUCGUGGAUAAAUCCGAUAAGAUCAGACUGCUCGAAAAUGCCACAGAUGAUGGAGAGUUCUGGAUGGAGUUUGAGGACUUCAAGGCAAACUAUGACAGGGUGGAACUGUGUAACCUGACUCCAGACUCCCUGACGGAUGACACCAAGAAGAAAUGGAAUGUGAAUGUGCUGGAUGGCAGCUGGAUACGGGGCUCCACCGCCGGAGGCUGCAGAAACUUCAUCGACACCUUUUGGACAAACCCACAGUUCAAGCUGAAGCUAGAGGAUGCAAAAUCAGAUAAUCAGUGCAAUGUCAUCAUAGCCCUCAUGCAGAAGAAUCGGCGCAAACUGCGCAAGGAAGGGCUCGACAUGGAGACCAUCGGGUUUGCCAUCUAUCAGUGCCCUAAUAACGAGGACCACGCAGACAAAGAUUUCUUCCGAUUCAACGGUUCGAAAGCACGCAGCCGCACCUACAUCAACACACGUGAGGUGUCUGAGCGUUUCGUCCUCCCACCAGGCAACUACCUGAUAGUGCCCACCACCUUCCAGCCCCACAAGGAGGCAGACUUCCUAGUGCGCAUCUUCUCUGAGACCAAAGCCGGAGCGCUGGAGAUGGGCAACACUAUCGAAGCUGACCUGCCUGAACCGCCACUGCCGACUCAGCCCGAGGAGGAGACGGCGGAAGAAAAGGGCUUAAGGAAACUGUUCGAACAGGUCGCUGGCUCGGAUCAGGCCAUCAGUGCCCAUGAGCUGAUGGACCUCCUAAAUGGAGUACUGAGCAGGAGGAAAGAGAUUAAAUUUGAUGGAGUGAGUCUGAACACCUGCCACAGUAUCAUCAACCUGAUGGAUGCGGACGGAUCGGGAAUGAUCGAGUUUCAGGAGUUUAAGAUCUUCUGGGAAAAGAUGAAGAAGUGGAUGAUGCUGUUCCUAGCGUUUGAUACUGACCGAAGUGGACGCAUGUCCUCCUAUGAACUACGGUCUGCUCUCAAAGCAACAGGUAUUCAACUGAAUAAUCAGCUACUUCAGCUGAUAGCGCUGAGGUUUGCGGAUGAUAACUAUGAAAUCGACUUCGACGAUUACCUCACCUGCAUCGUCCGCCUGGAGAACAUGUUCCGAGUUUUCAAAGCCUUGGACACCAAAGGAAAAGGAGAAGUGAACAUGAACUUCCAACAAUUUUUGAUGCUGGCCAUGAACGUCUGAAGAGGAGAAGAAACCGGAGGAAAAGCAUCUUAAAGAAUUAUUCUGUAAUAUAUACGUUUCCCAAACACAGAUUCCUCCAAACUGAAAUUCAGUUUCUGAAAAUGGAAAUGAUUUGAAUAUUUUAUUGAAAGGAUGCAUUGUUUAGUGUUUGCUUUAUUUUUAUUUGGCAGAUUGUAAAUCUUUUUUUUUUUUUGUGAGCUGAGUCGAGUCGAGUCGGCUUGUACUGGAAAUAAAUAAAUUCACACUCAUAUAUAA
This is a messenger RNA of Tachysurus fulvidraco (yellow catfish), 2463 nucleotides long. RefSeq names its product calpain 9 (gene capn9). Gene Ontology annotation, cellular component: cytoplasm. Gene Ontology annotation, molecular function: calcium ion binding; calcium-dependent cysteine-type endopeptidase activity. The record is from RefSeq and is a predicted model, not a curated record. The transcript is spliced from 20 exons. NCBI's taxonomy places the organism in Eukaryota, Metazoa, Chordata, Actinopteri, Siluriformes, Bagridae. Gene Ontology annotation, biological process: proteolysis. Bases 145 to 2208 code for a protein of 687 amino acids.